Molecule: messenger RNA, 4155 nt
Organism: Olea europaea var. sylvestris
Lineage: Eukaryota; Viridiplantae; Streptophyta; Magnoliopsida; Lamiales; Oleaceae
Exons: 3
Coding region: 1-4155 (1384 amino acids)
Biological process (GO): DNA integration
Molecular function (GO): RNA-DNA hybrid ribonuclease activity; nucleic acid binding
Source: RefSeq, a predicted model, not a curated record
AUGGAGGAAACACUGAACCCGAGGAAGGUUGGACCAUCCCACGAUAGGGUCGAGCAUAAAAGACAGCAUGACUCGAGCCCCCAUCAAGAACCACCUCGGAGUAAACAGAGACAAGGGGCUUCCCCGACGUCAUUCACACGUUUAAACACAUCGAAAACAAACAUUUUGAUGGAGAUCAAGGAUAUGAAGGAGCUCAAAUGGCCUGCGAGAAUGAGGUUACCCCCCCAGUCCAGGGACAUGAGCAAAUACUAUGAGUUUCAUCGGGAUCACGGACAUACCACUGAAAACUGUAAAGCCCUGCAACGGGAAAUUGAAGCCCUUAUUAAAAGGGGACUUCUGGGUUCCUACAUUGGUAAUGACAAACGCCCGAAGAAUGAUGGUGGUCGGGACAGAGCCCCUGAAGCAAAGCGGGAUGGUCAACCCACUGCUGGAAUCAUCAACAUCAUUGUCGGGGGUAUUGCAUCAGGAGGAGAUUCUAACACUGGGAGGAAGCAGUAUGCCCGACAAUACAUGACAACCCCGAAAGCACAUCAUGAUGACCUCGAGGACAUAACAUUUGGUAUGAAGGAUCUUGAGGGCGUGUCGUUUCCUCAUGAUGACGCCCUAGUCAUCUCUGCAAUAGUAGCAAACUUUGAGGCAAAGAGGAUCUUAAUCGACAACGGAAGUGCUGCUAACAUAUUGUCACAUGAGGCCUUCACAAAAAUGGGAAUCUCUCCCGAACAACUGAAGACAGUGAAAACCCCCCUUCAAGGAUUUGGGGGGAUUGUUCGGUCUUCCAUAGCAUACAACGCCAUCUUGGGUAGACCAUUGCUCAAUAAGGUAAAAGCUAUUGUCUCCACCUUCCACCUCGCCAUGAAGUUCCCCACCAGUCAUGGUGUCGGGGUGGUACGCAGAAACCAAGCUGCUGCCAGACAAUGCUAUGUCACCUGUGUCAGGGAAAUAAAGACAGACAUCAUGCAAAUCUCAAAAAAGGGGGAAGAGUUCGAGAACAACGGGAGACUCGCUCCAGUGGAGGAGCUGUUGGAGAUAGAGCUCGAGCUAGGGAAGAAAGUCAGGGUUGGUCGAGAUCUGAGUACGGCCCUCAUGACCGAACUUAUUGAUUGCUUAUCCCGCAACAUUGAUGUCUUCGCAUGGAAGGUGGAUGAUAUGCCUGGCAUCGACCCCGAGGUUGUAGUACACAUGCUCAACACUAAGCCCAGAACUCAUCCAGUUAAGCAAAGAAAGAGGCAGUUUGCACCGGAACGACGACAGGUCAUAAACGAAGAAAUUAAUAAACUAAUCAAGGCUCAGUUCAUCCGCGAGGUCAAUUAUCCUGACUGGCUCACCAAUGUCGUCCUGGUAAAAAAGGCUUGUGGUAAGUGGAGAGUCUGCAUUGAUUUUACAGACCUCAAUAAAGGAUGCCCAAAAGACAGCUACCCCCUACCUCGAAUUGACGAUUUGGUGGAUAGUACGUCGGGACACAAAUUAUACAGCUUCUUGGAUGCAUUCUCGGGUUACCAUCAAAUUCUUAUGACCGAGGAAGAUCAAGAGAAGACAUCAUUCAUGGCCGAUUCUGCCAUAUACUACUAUAAAGUCAUGCCGUUUGGUUUGAAAAAUGCAGGAGCAACAUAUCAAAGACUUGUCAAUAAAGUUUUUGCAGGAAUGAUCGAGAGAAAUAUUGAGGCCUGUGUUGAUGACAUGGUUGUAAAGAGCAAGAAAGUGGGCCACCAUGUAAGUGAUCUCGAGGAGGUGUUCGCCACGCUGCAUAAGUACAGAAUGAAGCUGAAUCUGAAAAAAUGUGCAUUUGGCGUUGCCUCGAGAAAGGUCUUGGGUUUCAUGAUCACUCACAGGGGAAUCGAAGCCAACCCAGACAAAAUAAGGGCGUUGGCAUCAAUGGAGUCACCUAAAACCAAGAAGGAGGUACAGAAAUUAACAGGCCGUGUUGCAGCCCUCAACAGGUUCAUGUCCCGCGCAGCCGAUAAAUGCUUCCCCUUCUUCAAAGUCCUCAGGGGAAAUCGAAAUUUUGAAUGGGAUGAGGAAUGUGAAAGGGCUUUUCACGAACUUAAGGAAACACUGGCGUCCCCUCCUAUCCUCACUAAACCCGAGCAUGGUGAUACUCUGUAUUUAUACUUGGUCGUAUCCCAGAAUGCCGUAAGCGGCGUGCUAGUGAAAGAAGUUAACAAGGCCCAGCAACCCAUAUACUACGUCAGUAAGGUCUUGCUCGAUGCAGAGACAAGAUAUACUUUGGCAGAACAGUUUGCUCUUGCGUUGGUUAUGGCAGCACGAAAGCUCAGACAAUAUUUUCAGUCUCACCCCAUAGUUGUGCUCACUAAUCAACCCCUUAGGCAUAUACUACAAAAACCCGACGUUUUCGAUAGGUUACUAAAGUGGGCAAUUGAACUGGGAGAAUUUGACAUCGAGUAUAAAUCCGGACCAUCUAUCAAGGUGCAAGCCUUGGCUGACUUUAUUGCAGAACUUACCCCAAAGCCUCGGGGGCCAGGGGAUAACUCGGACAAUCAUAUUUCAAACACUUGGAACAUCUUUGUUGAUGGAGCAUCCAACUCGUCGGGUUCCGGAGCCGGGGUUAUCAUCACGAGCCCUGACAAAAUCGUGGAUAUUCAAUGCGCACUCAGGUUUGAGUUUGAAGCUACCAACAACGAGGCCGAAUAUGAGGCCGUCAUUAUCGCUCUUGAGCUUGCUCGAAAUCUUGAGCUCGAGCAUCUUAAAAUUUUCAGCGAUUCUCAGCUUGUGGUCGGUCAGAUAGAAGGUACAUUUGAAAGCAAGGAGGAGAAGAUGAGUUUGUAUUGUCUAAAAGUUCAUGAUCUCCAGCGACAAUUCAAGAGUUGCGAAAUCAUAAAAAUUCCGCGUGCUGAUAAUGGUAAAGCUGAUGCAUUAUCUAGACUGGUAUUCAUGGGAAUCGAUGGGCUAGAAAGGACAGUCCACGUGAAAUUGGUAAUGGAGCCCAGCAUCACUCAGGGAGUUGGGGUCAUGGACAUUGUUCAUGAGCCGUCAUGGAUGGACCCAAUUGCAGAGUUCAUAAAUAAUGGAAAUUUACCUGAGGACCCCAGACUUUUGAGGUCUAUAAGAUCUCGGGCAUCUAGAUGCCUUAAACCCUCGGAAUCAGCCCGAGCUCUAGCUGAAGUUCAUGAAGGUGUAUGUGGGAAUCAUCAAGGAGCUCGGGCCUUGGCAUUCAAGCUUAUAAGGUAUGGGUACUACUGGCCCACCAUGAAGAAAAAUGCCUCUGAAUAUGUCAGAAGAUGCGACAAAUGCCAGAGGUUUGCCAACGUCAUCCAUUCUCCAGCUGAGGACCUCACAACAAUAACAUGUUCGGCUCCUUUUGAGCAGUGGGGAAUUGAUAUCCUCGGGCCUUUUCCGCUGGCAAGAGGACAAUUAAAAUUCAUGGCAGUGGCAGUAGAAUACUUCACGAAGUGGGCAGAAGUAGAACCUUUGGCAAUAAUUUCAGAGCCCAAACUUAGAGCUUUUGUAUGGAAAUCUAUUGUCUGUAGGUUCGGGAUACCAAAGGUCCUCAUAACUGAUAAUGGACGACAAUUUGAUAAUGUACAAUUCAGAAGUUUCUGCACCAACCUAGGGAUUGACCAUCGACUCACAUCGGUUUCGCACCCUCAAAGCAAUGGUCUAGCCGAGGUCACAAAUCGGAUUAUUUUGCAAGACCUCCGGACAAGACUCGGGGAUGCCAAAGGCUCUUGGUCCGAGGAGCUCCCCUCAAUACUCUGGACGUACAGAACUUCGCAUAAAACAACGACGGGUGAAACCCCUUUCAUGCUAGCAUUUGGCAUUGAGGCCACCAUCCCAGUUGAAAUCAGUCUUCCCAGCCCAAGGAGAAUGAUGCCCGAUUCUCUGGAGCAUACAACAGAACAUUUGGAUCUCCUCGAGGAAGUUCGGGAACAAGCAGCACUAAGAGUAGCCUCUUACCAAAGCAGAGUGGCAAGGCAUUUUAAUAGCCGGGUCAGAUCUUGGAGGUUCAGGGCUGGAGACCUCGUGCUGAGGAAGGCCGAAGCUGCUGGUCAUGCUCUCGGAAAGCUCGGGCCAAUUUGGGAAGGACCAUUCGAAGUCAUACGGCAAAUCAGAAGAGGGUCUUACAGCCUAAAUGAUGCCUCGGGUAGACCUCUUCCAAGGCCUUGGAAUGCCGAUAAUCUGAAAAUAUAUUACAAGUAG